Messenger RNA from Octopus sinensis (East Asian common octopus), 2734 nucleotides. Its product is annotated as zinc finger protein OZF-like. Gene Ontology annotation, biological process: regulation of transcription by RNA polymerase II. The coding region runs from base 880 to 2577 and encodes 565 amino acids. Gene Ontology annotation, molecular function: RNA polymerase II cis-regulatory region sequence-specific DNA binding; DNA-binding transcription factor activity. Lineage: Eukaryota; Metazoa; Mollusca; Cephalopoda; Octopoda; Octopodidae. The transcript is spliced from 2 exons. The record is from RefSeq and is a predicted model, not a curated record.
CAUCAGCCUAAACAUGGUUUCUUCACUGGCAGCCACACAAACUUAUACUAAAAUAGAAAAAUAUAUAUAUUUGAUGAUUAUAGUGACAAUAAUUAAUGUGAAACUAGUAGUUUUAAUGAAGAAUUGUCACGUAGAAUUCUUUUAGAACAGUAGCUUAUUAAUAAAAUACAAUUAGAGUUAUUUCCCCUGUCGGUUUAUUGUUCCCAAAUUUUCUCGUCUUAAUCUUCUUAGCUGGUUAUUUUUCUCUAACAGUUCUUGGUUAUAUCUGCCAUUCAGUUGGAUCGAUUGCUAAUUAACUGUGUAGAGGAACAGUACAGAUUCUUUGUUGCUUUGAAAAUGGAAAUCAAUGUUUGCUGCAAAAGCUUGGAAGCUGUCGUUGUCACAUUACAACUUACGUUCUAAUAUUGUUACAUAGGUCUAUAUUAAUAUGUUAUCUGGUAACUUGAGGUGACAAUUUUUCACCCAAGACACAUCAACAAAUCUUUGAAGAAUAUGAAAGUUUUAAGAAUGGUUUUAUAGAAAAUAAAACAGUGUUAUCUAACUUUACAGCAAUUUUCUGAGGUCCAUUGAAAUAAAUUCCAUGGCUGAUUUUAUACGAUGAUCGAACUCAAGAAAUUUAAUAGAAGAUUUGACAUGGCUAAUGAGUAAUGUCUUGUGAGGAAUGACUGUUCUCCAAUAUAUUUAAAAGAAGCUUAUUAAUAGCUGAGACACAUUUAAAAUAUUCUAAUUGUCAGAUUAAAUAGACUACCAUUAACAGUAUGUUUUUAUUUCAUGACCUUGUGCUCAGUAGUUUAGCAUACCCCUUAUGAACAACCAAUUUGACUUCACAAAUAACAAUAAAGGAAGGAAUUAUAGUUGUUCUUUUUUUUAACAAACAACAUGGAGGAGAAACUGUGUGAAAAUCAAGUUUAUAAUGACACACAUUGUGAGACUAAUGACUUUUCUCACAAAACUAAGGAAGAUUUAAAGAAGAAAUCUGAACACUGUGACAUCAAGAAAAAAACAUUUAUAAGGCAUAAAUAUAUUAGUAAACACAAGUCACUUUGCACAAGUCCAAAUGUUUACCAUUGUAAAGUUUGUGGCAAAGGGUUCACUACAAAGGGUUCAUUGUUAUCACACAAAUGUACUCACACAGUUAAAAGACUAUACCAAUGUGAUAUAUGUUGUAAAACAUUUUCUAACAGUAGAAUUUUGAUGAGACACAAACGUACACAUACAGGUGAGAAACCAUACCACUGUGAUAUCUGUGGUAAAACAUUCUCUCGGAAUGAUUAUUUAACUAGUCAUAAGCGUACUCACACAGGGGAGAAACCAUACUACUGUAAUGUCUGUGGUAAAAAUUUUUCUUGGAAUGAGCAUUUGACUAGUCACAAACGUAUUCACACAGGUGAGAAACCAUACCAUUGUGAUAUCUGUGGUAAAUCAUUCACAUACAAUGGAAAUGUGAUUAGUCACAAACGUAUUCACACAGGUGAGAAACCAUACCAUUGUGAUAUCUGUGGUAAAACAUUCUCUCGUAAUGGUAUUUUAACUGUUCACAAACGUACUCAUACUGGUGAGGAACCAUACCACUGUGAUAUUUGUGGUAAAACAUUCUCUCGUAAUUAUGAAGUGAAUGUUCAUAAGCGUAAGCAUACAGGUGAAAAACCAUACCAUUGUGAUAUCUGUGGUAACAAAUUUUAUAUGCAUGUACAUUUAGUUAACCAUAAACGUACUCACACAGGUGAGAAACCCUUUCACUGUGAUAUCUGUGGUAAAACAUUCUCUCGUAAUGGUGAAUUGACUAUUCACAAACGUAGUCACACAGGUGAGAAACCAUACCACUGUGAUAUUUGUGGGAAAACAUUUCCUCGUAGUAAUACCUUGUCUGUUCACAAACGUACUCACACAGGUGAAAAACCCUACCAUUGUGAUAUCUGUGGUAAAACUUUCACAUGUAGUAGUGCUUUGACAGUUCACAAACGUAUACAUACAGGUGAGAAACCAUACCAUUGUGAUAUCUGUGGUGCAACAUUCUCACGUAACGGUGAAUUGACUAUUCAUAAACGUUGUCACACAGGGGAAAAACCAUACCACUGUGAUAUUUGUGGUAAAGCAUACUCCCAAAAGCCUAGUUUAACUUCUCAUAUGCUUAAUCACACAGGUGAGAAACUCUAUCCUUGUGAUAUCUGUGGUAAGACAUUUUUUUCUACUUCUAAACUAACUCUUCACAAACGUAUUCAUACAGGUGAGAAACCAUAUAAUUGUGAUAUCUGUGGUAAAAAGUUUUCCCGUAAUUUUCAUUUGACUAGGCACAUACGUAUUCACACAGGUGAGAAACCAUACCAUUGUGAUAUCUGUGGCAAAAAAUUCUCCUCUGUUGGAAAUAUGACUAGUCAUAAACGUAUUCACUCGGGAGAGAAACCAUAUCAUUGUGAUAUCUGUGGUAAAGCAUUCUCUCGUAAUGGAAAUGUGACUACUCACAUGCGUGUUCACACAAGAGACUAUAAUACUGUGAUAUCUGGUAAUAAAUUUUCUCGUAAUAGUGAAUUGACUUCACAAAUAUCCCCAUGCAAGAAAGAAACCAUACCACUGUAACUUCUGUGGAUAGAUGUGUCUCUGUUUCAGAAUGCUCAUACAACUUGUUCUAUGCAUGUUCAAAAAUAAUAAACCAAAUAAGUUUGAGAUUUGUGGCAAAAUAUAAUCUCAAAAUACUGAUGUAAUUUGUCAGCAAUACAUUUAAACAACAAUUUUA